AUGCCACCCUCCACUUCGACAUCUAAACUCGGCGCUCAUGGCUUCAGUUUCUGGAAUUGGCCCGGCGCAGGCGAGGCAGCAGCAGAACAAAUGGGUUUAUCCCACGCGGUUGUGAUUCCAGCCAAUGCCCGUACCAUCGUCGUCGGAGGGCAAGUAGGAAUACGGGAUGAUGGCAAAGUACCUUCUUCAAUUGAAGAAGAAGUCCUGGAGGCUUUUGAUCACGUUGAACGUGCACUCAAAGCUGCAGGUUUGAAGGAAGACGCGUGGGAGUUUGUAUACAAGGUCAAUGUAGUUUUUGCGGAUUCAGAGAACCAUCCUGAGCUUGGACCCAGCUUGGGCAAAGCUAUGCAGAAGUAUUGCAAGGGAACAAGGCCAGCUGUAACUGGGUAUACAGUGCAAUCACUCUUUAUGCCUUCAUUGCACAUAGAGGUCGAAGUUCAAGCCUUCUUACCCUAAGCAGUAGAAUACAAGACGCCUGGAGGAUGAGGGAUACACAAUGGAAGAAGUUUGACCCAGCAUGACUUGUCUUGAACACAUGACUAGCAGAGGUCUAGUGCAGUACAAUCCUUCUACUCUAAUCGAAAUAAUCAUCAGAGC
This is a messenger RNA of Cucurbitaria berberidis CBS 394.84, 597 nucleotides long. Its product is annotated as YjgF-like protein. The record is from RefSeq and is a predicted model, not a curated record. NCBI's taxonomy places the organism in Eukaryota, Fungi, Ascomycota, Dothideomycetes, Pleosporales, Cucurbitariaceae. The transcript has 2 exons. Bases 1 to 456 code for a protein of 151 amino acids.